AUGAAACUAUCGUAUGCCCUGUUGGCGGCCCUGGCUGUUCCAGUGGUCCAAAGUCUCUCGCUCGGUGACCGCAACCAAGCCUACAGCAUCGUUCAUGAGCCUGGCAAGAGAGAACUGCUUCAAGACAUCAUCACCUGGGAUGACAAGUCGCUCUUUAUUCGAGGCGAGCGCGCCAUGAUGUUUUCUGGUGAAUUCCACCCGUUCAGACUCCCCGUCCCGUCGCUGUACCUGGAUGUCUUCCAGAAGAUCAAGGCUAUGGGCUUCAACAUGGUCUCCUUCUACGUGGACUGGGCCCUGGUCGAGGGCAAGCCGGGCGAGUUCCGCGCCGACGGCAUCUUUUCACUCGAGCCCUUCUUCGACGCUGCUGCUAAGGCGGGAGUCUACCUUCUUGCCAGGCCCGGCCCGUACAUCAACGCCGAGGUCUCUGGAGGUGGCUACCCCGGCUGGCUGCAGCGCGUCAAGGGCAUCUUGCGCACUGAUGCCCCAGACUACCUGGCGGCAACCGACAACUACAUGGCCAACAUUGGCGCCAUAAUUGCCAAAGCCCAGAUCACAAACGGCGGCCCCGUCAUUCUGUUCCAACCGGAGAAUGAGUAUAGCGGCGCCUCUGUAUCCCCGUUUCCGAAUAAAAAGUACAUGCAGUACGUCAUUGAUCAGGCCCGCAAAGCCGGUAUUGUGGUGCCGCUCAUCGACAACGAUUCGUACCCUGGUGGCACUGGUGCGCCGGGCACUGGUGAGGGCGAAGUAGACAUUUACGGAUUUGACUCUUAUCCCCUUGGCUUCGACUGUGGUCACCCCGACGUAUGGCCAGCAGGCAACCUGCCAAGUGACCUGCACAAGACACACAUGCGACUCAGCCCAAGCACGCCAUUCUCGAUCGUUGAGUUCCAAGGCGGAUCCUACGAUCCAUUCGGCGGCUACGGCUUUGACCAAUGUUACAAGCUUGUGAACCAUGAGUUCUCUCGCGUCUUUGACAAGAACAACCUUGCUGCUGGUGUCAACAUUUUCAACAUUUACAUGAUCUUUGGAGGCACCAAUUGGGGUAAUCUGGGUCAUCCUAACGGAUACACCUCUUACGACUAUGGGGCCAGCAUCAGAGAAGACCGUUAUAUUGACCGUGAAAAAUACUCGGAAAUGAAGCUGGAGGCGCAGUUUAUGCGCGUUUCUCCAUCCAUUCUGGAGGUCGCACCAGGCGAUCCCACGACUGGCGUUUACAGCGACAGCAAGGACGUUACCAUCACACCCAUGCUCUCGAACAAGACUGGCAACUACUUUGUUGUUCGCCAUGCAGACUACCAAAGCCGGGACUCGGUGUCGUAUACCGUGAAACUGCCCACCUCCGAGGGAACUCUGUCUAUCCCACAGACUGGCGGCCAGCUGACCCUGUCUGGACGUGACUCCAAGUUCCACGUCACUGACUACUCUGUUGGAGACUACACGCUUCUGUAUUCCACAGCGGAAAUCAUGACCUGGCAAAAGUUUGGCAAUCAGACGUUCGUCAUCAUGUACGGCGGCGCUGGCGAGCUGCACGAGUUUGCUUUGAAGAAUGCGAUUGGCGUGGACAACAGCUACGGCAGCAAGGUGGCCUACAAGCAGGGAAACGGCUCCGUCAUUGUCCAGUUUACGCCCACCCCAGAGCGUCAGGUCAUCCGCUUCGGCGAUCUCACCGUAUUCAUGCUCGACCGCAACAGUGCAUACAACUACUGGGUGCCGGUGCUUCCCAAGGGCGGCUCCGCGUACGGCAGCUCCGUGAUGAAUCCAGAGACCAUUAUAGUCAAUGGAGGAUACUUGGUCCGCUCCGCCUCCGUGGACGGCAGGACUGUCUCCAUCCAAGCCGACUUCAACCAAACCACCCCUCUCGAGAUCAUCGGCGCUCCCAACGGCGCGUCCAAGCUGUCCAUCAACGGCAAAGCCACAUCCUUCAAAAAGACCAGCGACGGCACUUGGCUCUCCAAACCAUCCAUCGCCUUCCCCACCAUCAAGCUCCCCGAACCCAAGUCCCUCGACUGGUACGCCAUUGACUCGCUGCCCGAGAUCCAGUCCAGCUACGACGACUCCCGCUGGACCAAGGCCAACCACAUAACCACCACCAACCCCAAGGGCACUCCGCUGCGCACCCCCGUCUCCCUGUACGGUUCCGACUACGGCUUCAACACGGGCAACAUGCUGUUCCGGGGCACCUUCACCGCGACCGGCGUCGAGGACCAGCUCGUGCUCACGACCUCGGGCGGCGAGGCCUACGCCGUCUCCGCCUGGAUCAACCAGACCUUUAUCGGCUCCUUUGACGGCAACAAGGACUGGGACACGGUCAUUGUCACGCACAGCUUCCCGAAGCUACACGCCAACGCCUCUUACAUCCUGACCGUUGUCAUGGACAGCCUCGGCUUCAACGAGAACCUGACGCCCGGCAACGACGACAUGAAGGCGCCCCGCGGCAUCCUCGACUACAAGCUGCAGUCCUCCUCCUCCUCCAGCAACAGCACCGCCGCCACGCCCAUCACCGGCUGGAAGAUUGCCGGCAACCUCGGCGGCGAGGACUACAAGGACAAGUUCCGCGGCCCGCUCAACGAGGGCGGCCUCUUCUUCGAGCGCAACGGCUACCAUCAGCCGUCGCCGCCGCUCGAGGCCUUCACCAAGGCCGCGACGCCGUUUGACGGCACCACAAAGGAGGGCAUUACGUACUACACGGCCAAGUUUGAUCUGGACCUCCCCGCGGACGAGUACGACAUCCCCGUUGCCUUCCGCUUCGACAACGGCACCACGCCCACGUAUCGCGCGUUGCUCUACGUCAACGGCUUCCAGUACGGCAAGUACAUUAGCAACAUCGGCCCGCAAACCGAGUUCCCUGUGCCCGAGGGCAUUCUCAACUACAACGGGGAGAACUGGCUCGGCGUCUCCGUCUGGGCACUCGACGGCGACGGCGCCAAGGUCCCUGGGCUGUCCCUCGUGUCCCGCCCGCCAGUCUUGACCAGCAGAAACAAGGUUGACCUCGUCGACGGCCCCUCAUACACCAAGCGCGACGAUGCUUUCUAA
Akanthomyces muscarius is the source of this 3033-nucleotide messenger RNA. RefSeq lists its product as uncharacterized. Bases 1 to 3033 code for a protein of 1010 amino acids. Gene Ontology annotation, molecular function: beta-galactosidase activity. Gene Ontology annotation, biological process: carbohydrate metabolic process. Gene Ontology annotation, cellular component: vacuole. Lineage: Eukaryota; Fungi; Ascomycota; Sordariomycetes; Hypocreales; Cordycipitaceae. The record is from RefSeq and is a predicted model, not a curated record. The transcript has 8 exons.